GUUGUCGGUUGGUCCACGGACGAAGCUGGUUGCCUAGGUGAUAGCGAAUCGCGAAUAACGCUCAGCACCCUAGGGCAGGCGCACUGUUCUCGGGUUUGACUCCUAGGGUGACAACCCAAGACUUGCAGAUCCGCUGAGGGUCUGGAAUACUGAGGAGGAAGACACCUUUUGCUUUAAGGGAGCGUGUGUGUGACCUUGCCCAGACGCGUCCCUGUCACGGAGAGAUGCCAAGGAGCAGAAGCCUGGUCACCUGAGGCCUCCUCCAACCCGGGUCUAGCUCCAGGGGCUCGGGUCGCCUUCGGCACCGUCCCGAAGCCGCUCGGGCAGAGUCGGAGGGUAGAGCCGGAGGACACGGCCUCACAGCGGGCGUGGCGCACGCGUACCGACGGGAUGCCGAGCCGUUAUCCCGGGGCCGCCGAGCUGCCCGCGUUGGCCAGGACGGAAGACGGCGACGGGCCAGCUGGACGCUCUUAUCACCAGAAUUCGAAAGGCACUGGUGAGCAGCAUAAAGCAGAUAGAAUCAAAGAGGGGCACAGAGUGUACUCACACAUUGCCAAGCUGCAGGAGUUAUGGAAAACCACUCAAAUCCAAACAAUUCAUAUCCCUAAAUCAGUGACAGAUUCAUCUUUUCUAAAGCAUCCGGAACUCAGCUCAGGCCAGAAGCGCUACCUGUGCAGCAUCGCUAAGAUCUGUAACUCCAGCUAUCUGAGGACCUUAAUGAAGCGGCAGUACAUGCAUAUGUUUCGUCAUGGUUCACAAAAGCCAGGUGUCCUCACACAUCACAGGAGCCAUACCAGCUCCCGCUACUCACAGAAACAGCAUCCCCCCUGCACUCCGUGGCGACACCACCUGGAGAGAGAGGACUCUUGGAACAUUGCAGCUGCAGCACCUGAAAUGAUCAUCCAUUCCCUCUGGCGGCCACUGAGACACAAAGAAGGGGUAAAAAUUGGAUAUGCACUGAACACAAGAUGCAAGUCACUGAGGAGUUUUAGAAGACCAAGCGGACUGCUCUUGCUACCAGAUGGUUCUCAGCCAUGCACGAGUGAAGGAACAAAGGAAGAAGAUCUACUGAAUGAGUGCAUGCAGACCAUGUCUAUUCAAGAACCAGACACCCCGUCUUAGCCCAAAAGUCUCCAUACCAAGGUCAGCCAUCAGCCAACAUCCAGAUGCUGAGCCAGAGGUGGACAGGGAAGAGUUGUGAGCCAUGUAUGGAUAGUGCUAGUCACCAGUAUGUCAACUGAGUUGAGAAAUUGACAACAGCCUUGUUCAUCCUAUGUGCUUCUGUGUACCAAUAUCUGUGUAAUGUAUGCUUGUUUCUAGCUAGGAACAAUUAAAAUUUUACUUGCCA
Chionomys nivalis (European snow vole) is the source of this 1348-nucleotide messenger RNA. It is a transcript of the gene Fam216a, whose product is annotated as family with sequence similarity 216 member A. The record is from RefSeq and is a predicted model, not a curated record. The transcript has 7 exons. Lineage: Eukaryota; Metazoa; Chordata; Mammalia; Rodentia; Cricetidae. Bases 391 to 1122 code for a protein of 243 amino acids.